Strongylus vulgaris is the source of this 98-nucleotide messenger RNA. The record is from the annotation of a GenBank genome assembly. Lineage: Eukaryota; Metazoa; Nematoda; Chromadorea; Rhabditida; Strongylidae.
AUGGCUGACGGUGAAGGAAGAGGGACGGGAGAAGAGGAGGAGUGGAGUAGAAGUGGGGCUUCCCCUCAUUCAAACAGAUUUUUAUUGCAGGAAUAGUU